This is a messenger RNA of Ruditapes philippinarum (Manila clam), 1442 nucleotides long. RefSeq names its product multiple epidermal growth factor-like domains protein 10. The transcript has 3 exons. Lineage: Eukaryota; Metazoa; Mollusca; Bivalvia; Venerida; Veneridae. Bases 103 to 1377 code for a protein of 424 amino acids. The record is from RefSeq and is a predicted model, not a curated record.
GACAAAUCUGAGUGUUGAUAGUAAACAUACAAUUAUCAAAGAUUAAUUGAUUGAUAACACGUGAUAAACUCCAGGUCUUUUUUAUUCUGAACACAUGAGCAAAUGAAUGUUGGAGAUACAAAAAUGAAGAAAACUUUGCUGGGACUAGUUUUACUUUUAUGUGACACAGUUCUAGCAUUGAAUGAAUGUGGCAGAUGUAACUGUUGUAUAAAUGGAACUUCAAGAUGUAAAUACAACAACAAUGUAGACGCUGUUUGUUUGGAUGGUUGUAUUGACGGAUAUUAUAGUUACAGUUGUAUACAUGCUUGUAGUAACAAUUGUCUAACAUGUUCUGGUGCAAGCAGUUGUAACACAUGCAAAAAUGGCUUCUAUAUUGGUCGUAAUCUGGUUAAUUAUACAGAAGAUUGUAGUUUAUCGUGCCCGGACAAUUGUAAUUCAUGCACUUCUUAUUAUAACUGUAGCAAAUGCAAUGAUGGAUAUUACAAUGGUAGACAAUACCCAUCAAGCGAUGUUGUAGUCUACGAUUGUCGACACGCUUGCAGUAAUAAUUGUGCAACAUGUUCUGAUGUAAGCACAUGUCACACAUGCAAAAAUGGCUUCUAUAUUGGUCAUAAUCGAGAAAAUAAUAAAUAUAAAGAUGACUGUAGUUUAUCUUGCCCGGACAACUGUAUUUCAUGCACUUCAUAUUAUAACUGUAGCAUAUGCAAUGGUGGAUAUUACAAUGGGAGACAAUACCCAUUGAGCGAUGUUGUAACCUACACUUGUCAACAUAAAUGUAGAGAUAAUUGUAUAUCAUGUACAUCAUACGAUGUUUGCACACAAUGUAAAAAUGGGUUUACAGGUGAUCUAUGUGAUAAUUGUGAGGUAGGAAAGUACUGCUGGGUUGAUACGUGUUCCGUAGGUUGUGAAAAUAAAAAUUGUACUUAUAGUGGAGAAUGUCCAAGAUGUAAGGAAGGGUUUACCGGAGUUAAAUGUGAUAGAUGCAUCGAUGGUAAGUUCGGGAAUCUCUGUGAGCAAAUCUGCCCACUUACCUGUUUAGCAUGUUAUUCAUUGACGAAUUGUUCUGACUGUAUUGGAAAGCACUGGGGAAACACUUGUCAACAAUGUCCCGCAAACUGCUUAAAUUGCUCUUCCAGUAGCACUUGCUCAUCAUGUGACAAAGGAUUCCAUGGACAAAUAUGUAAUAAACAAUGCAAUGUUAACUGUCUUGAUGGUAGCUGUGACCUAUUGUCUGGAAACUGCAAUGACGGAUGUGUCGCUGGCUUUUACGGAAACUUUUGUGAUAUGAAAUGCAGCAAUGACUGUGUGAAUUUAAUAUGUGACAGAAUACAUGGGAAUUGCAAUACAGGACACAACGGUAAAAUGUUUUCUAUUUAGUAAACAAUAUAACAUCUUACACAAACUAACACAUUAAGCAAGCAAGUAAGUGAAUGAGUCAAUAA